This is a messenger RNA of Cadophora gregata, 2157 nucleotides long. RefSeq lists its product as uncharacterized. NCBI's taxonomy places the organism in Eukaryota, Fungi, Ascomycota, Leotiomycetes, Helotiales, Ploettnerulaceae. The coding region runs from base 436 to 1965 and encodes 509 amino acids. The transcript has a single exon. The record is from RefSeq and is a predicted model, not a curated record.
CUUGUACUUGAGCUAUCCCAUGCACACCACAAGGCGCGUUGGAACGUGCACACCCUUUCAUGCUUCGUGGCCCGUCGUCGGCAUGCCUUGCUUCAUCAUCGUGUAGUAUGGGAAAAUAAUUUGAAGUGACUCAGUCCCACCAUUCCUCUUAAGACAACAUGCUCAAUCCUAGCAUUGUAGUCAUGAGAUAUAAAGGUAAGCGAUCCCCUUCUUUGUUUAGGUUUUAUGAAAAUCGAGAACAAAGUCAAGUUUCAUCACGCUGCAUUCAUCCAAGAGCCUUGCUUCUUCUUGGACUUGAGUCUCGUGUAACAGCUUCCCCGCAUCGAGGCUUGCACUAGAUCCAAUUACCACCAUACACUUGCUUGUCGACGAAUUACUUAUCUUUGUCUUCUCCCCUCUCGAGGGACGUGUGUUUCCUGUAACACUUGAUUCAAAAUGUCUGCGGCUUCUAUCUAUUCGACCACGGGCACUGUUGCCUCAGUUUUCCAAAGGAUGGCUCAAAAUGGGCGUCCAGAUGUGGAUAUUGUUCUCGAUAAUCACAAGGAAGGAAAGACAUAUACGACAUUCGAUGCUAUUUCUGGGAAAGUCAACAUUACAGCUCCUCAAGAAGCUCGAUUCGAUGAGAUUCAUAUCACAUUCGAGGGGACAGCAAGAACAGCUAUCGAGAACUUAUCUCCCCACACCACCAAAUCCCGCACUACAGCCAGACACAACUUUCUCAAGCUUACUAUGCCAAUCAGAGAAUCCGAUUACCCACAACCACGAGUUGCGGAGGCGGGAAGAACAUACAUUUUUCCUUUCAACUUUGUCGUUCCCGAUCAAUUGCUUCCAAGAGCGUGCUCGCAUGCGACAGUUGGGGACCAUGUGCAACAAGCACACAUUCAACUUCUUCCAAGCAUGGGCGACCGAGCUCUGCCACUGAAGGAUGAUUUGUCUCCGGAUAUGGCCAUUGUUGAUUAUGCUGUCAGAGUCAAGGUUGUCAGAAACAGAGAGCGAGAUAACAAGGAUAUGGUCCUGGUGGAUGGCUUGAGAAGGAUCCAUAUCGUUCCAGCUGUAGCAGAAGCACCACCUCUGAACAUCAGACUCGCAGAUAAGGACUACACGCUGAGCAAGACGAAGUCGUUAAAGAAGGGCAUGUUUUCUGGGAAGUUGGGAAAGAUCACGGUAUCGGCUGAGCAGCCUGGUGCGCUCGUCAUUCCGGCUCCCGCUUCCAAAACGACAGUACUACCAACAACAAUGGCAACUAUCAACCUUCGCUUCGAUCCUCAUGACGCUUCAUCUCAACCGCCAAGAUUAGGUGGUUUGACAACCAAGAUCAAGUCCACGACAUUCUUCUCAACCAGACCAGCGGUCGAUUUCCCAGCACACUUCAGCCAGCAGAUCCACUUCGAGACCACGAGAGGCAUCUACGAUACUUCCGUAUCUCUGAGCUCCCGCUGCGUCGAAUCGGUAGCUUGGACCCAACAAUGCGCAUCACCCGCAUAUAGACGAGGAUCAUCAUCAUCCACAUCUUCCUCCGACGACCAUUCCGACUGCGCACAGUCCCCAUCCGAGAAAAGCAGCAUAUAUUACACAGCCAGCAUCGUCGUACCCAUCACACUACCCGCAUCCAAACGCUGGAUCCCAACAUUCCACUCGUGCAUCACAUCACGAGCAUACAUCAUCGGGUUUUCGCUUACCAUUCACACACCCGGCACAGGUGUCCCUGCUUCGACAGUGAACUUGCAUGUGCCUGUACAGAUCGCAGCUGAUGCGAACAAUGACCGCAGAGCUUCUCUGACGGAUGAGGAGGCGGCGAUUGAGUUGGCGGCACAAGAGGCAGAGGAGUAUCUCAGACCGAGAGUACUGGAAGUUCCUCGUGAGGAGUUGAUUGGAAGGAGUGUUUUGGGGUCUGCGACAAUGGAGUUACCUCCUAGCUACGAGGAUUUUGCGCCGAGACGAGUUGUGGAUCCUGGGAGAGGAUGAAUGGAGAUAUAUAAUGGAAAUGGUUUCUUUUUUGAUAGCGGUUUUGUUUGCAUGGCGUUGGGGAAAUUGGAUUGGGUUUGAUGGGAUUUGGAACGGGAUUUGGUCGGCGGCUCUGGAUGAGCGAAAUUGGAUGUAUGGUUUUGGGUUGAUAAGGAGUACAUACGAUACCCAUAUAGAUAUAUAAUACACGAA